Linum tenue is the source of this 635-nucleotide messenger RNA. The record is from the annotation of a GenBank genome assembly. NCBI's taxonomy places the organism in Eukaryota, Viridiplantae, Streptophyta, Magnoliopsida, Malpighiales, Linaceae.
CUCGUUUUCUUUUUGUGGGUUCAAUUUGAUCUUUUUUUUUUUAAACUGCUGCAAUGGUAUUUGAUUGAAGGGGUUUGCUAGAAAUUGUUGAGAAAUGGAGCACGGUUCUUUGAAUGAUCCAAGCAAAGCAACCUUCUCUUUUGUCGACGAAGACCACACACUUGCAAAUUCCGUCCGAUUCUGCUUGAAUCAAGAGUCUGUUCCCUUUAAGCUACUUCCAAUUGCUCUAAAAAAAAGUCUCCUAUUAUUAUGUGAUGAGCUCACCCGCAUGCGCUACUGUUGCAGUCCAAGGGUAUCUGUUUGUGGAUACAGCAUUCCUCAUCCUUCAGAUGCUCGAGUUAACAUUAGAAUUCAAACUACAGGUGACCCAGCAAGGGAAGUACUGAAGGAUGGAUGCCAGAAUUUGAUGCUAAUGUGCCAGCAUGUGAGGGGCGCUCUGGACAAGGCUGUUGCUGACUUCAGAAUGGACAAUCCCACAAAAAUGGAAACAAAGAGCGAUUCAGAGUGAAAUAUGGCCAUCGUCAAACAUAUCAUGUUCGAUUGUAUAACGUUACAGAUUGCUUGAUGUUCUGAAUCGAUAUGAUGAAAGUGGUUUUGUUCUGCUUCAGAGUCUUCUAUGUUUCUACCCAAAAAAA